Messenger RNA from Orussus abietinus, 3325 nucleotides. It is a transcript of the gene Gli, whose product is annotated as cholinesterase. Bases 43 to 2631 code for a protein of 862 amino acids. The record is from RefSeq and is a predicted model, not a curated record. Gene Ontology annotation, cellular component: cell surface; septate junction; tricellular tight junction. The transcript is spliced from 12 exons. Lineage: Eukaryota; Metazoa; Arthropoda; Insecta; Hymenoptera; Orussidae.
AAAACACGAUAAGGCGCGUCCGUAAAUACGUGAAAGUGAAGUAUGGGUCACAGACCUGUCUACCUUUUGACAGUUCCUGUCGGUUUGUUGUUGUUAUCGUUGAGUUUGACAGUUCAUUGUCAGGUGCCGAUUCCCGAAGGAGGUCGUCAAUAUAACCGGGAUGGCGUUUACGUGCCAUCCAAUAUUGAAGGUUAUAAGACCUACUUUUACAAGGACCGGAGGUAUGGGAACCAGCCCAGCUAUCUUGAUCCAAUACACGGAAUACCCACUCGUGCCCCGGAAAAUCGCUACAAUUAUGGGGACACGACACCAAGAUAUUUCCUACCUGGAAUCCUGGGAGGCUGGCGAGAAAAUCUACAAGGAAAGGAAAGACCAGACUCCAAAAAUUUAGACAGAGAUAUUUAUGUGACCACAGAUUAUGGACAAGUUCAAGGUUUUAAAGUCUAUUUGUAUGAUAAUCCUGAAGCGAGACAUAGACCCUGGAGCGUGCCUGUUGAACGAGUCACAAAAAGUGUUAACGUGUUUCUGGGAAUUCCUUAUGCUAUGCCACCUACAAAGGAAGGCCGCUUUAAGCCACCUAGACCUCAUAGGGGCUGGCAGCUUUUACAGGCAGUGGACUGGGGCCCUGCGUGUCCGCAGCCCAGUGUAUACACAGGAAUAACUAAAGGCAUUCGUGACGUUGACGAAGACUGCCUAUAUUUAAAUAUUUUUACCCCCAAUAAUACAUAUGGAUUAGCCCAUCCAUAUCCUGUAAUGCUAUACAUUCAUGGAGGAGAAUUUACUCAUGGAACGAGUAAUGUAUUCCCAGCGCACAUGUUAGCUGGCUUCCAUGAUGUCAUUGUCGUUUCAAUUAAUUAUCGUUUAGGUGCUUUAGGAUUUCUAAGUACCGGCGAUGAAAACAGUCCAGGAAAUUACGGAAUUCUUGACCAGGCCACAGCGUUGCGAUGGGUCUAUGAUAAUAUCAAGUAUUUCAAUGGUGAUCCGAAGUCUAUUACACUAUUCGGGCCAGGUGCAGGUGCAGCAAGUGCUGGUCUGUUAAUGGUCGCACCAAGGACUCGUGAUCUGGUGUCAAAAGUUAUAGCACAGUCUGGUUCUGCAUUGUCUGAUUGGGCACUGAUCGUUGAUAAGUAUCGAGCUCAGAAUACUUCGAGAAUUUAUGGAAAGCUUGUUGGCUGUAGCAUAGAAAGCAGUUGGAAAUUAGUACAAUGUUUAAAAGACAGUCGAAAUUCUUUUGAACUUAGUAAUGCCGAGCUCACUCCUGAUGUGGGUAUGUUUCCUUGGGGUCCAGUUUUGGAUAUAAAUUAUACGGUACCAAGAGAUGAUUGGUACGAAUCCUGGAGAGCCUCCGAUUGGCAUUUUUUUACUGAAACCCCAGAGGAAAGCAUUAAGAAGGGCAAAUUUAGACCUGACAUUGCUUACAUGGCUGGUGUAACGACUCAGGAAGCUGCGUUCAUUAUAUACAAUAAUGCUACUUUGGAACGGAGUCAGUACUACAUCAAUAUGGAGACGUUUGAACAAAAAGUUUGGGAGCUGGUGCUUCGGUAUAAUUAUACUCUCAAUCCACUCGGUGUUUAUGAAGCCAUAAAGUAUAUGUACACAUACUGGCCUGAUCCAAAUAAUGUUACGCACAUUCGGGAUCAGUAUGUCAAUCUCCUGAGUGAUUUCCUCUACAUUGCACCGUUUGACAAAAUAGCCAAGCUCUUGGUUGAGAAAGGAGUACCAGUUUAUUUGUACGUCUUGAAUACUACAAUCGAAGCUUUGAACCAACCAAUUUGGAGAAGAGUGCCGCACGAUACAGAGUAUUUGUUAUUAACCGGAGCACCUUUCAUGGAUGUCGAAUUCUUUCCACAAAACCUAAAGCUCAGGCGAGACAUGUGGACUGACAGUGAUCGGAAUAUGAGUUAUUUCUUCAUGAAAGCAUACAGUAAUUUUGCGAAAUACGGAAACCCAACACCUGAGCAGAUUUUGGGACUGCAUUUUGAAGUAGCAAAGCAAGGUCAGUUGCGCUACUUAAACAUCAAUACAACAUAUAAUAGUUCGAUUCUGUUAAAUUAUCGACAAACUGAGAGUGCAUUUUGGUCGAUGUAUCUACCAACUGUGAUCGGUCGAUUGGUGCCGACGUAUCCUCCUGUUACAGAGUACUGGUGGGAGCCGAAGCAACCGCUGCAAAUUGCAUUUUGGUCCAUGUCAACGGCAUGUUUGUUAUUAAUCGUUCUGUGCGUAGUCUGUUGCAUGCUGUGGCGUAACGCCAAAAGAGAGUCAGACCAUUACUACAGUAGAGACAUUCUAAUGGUACAAGAGGAAGACCACUCCGAGGGGGUGGAAAAUAUUACGAGGACGUCGAAAGAGAAUGUCUACGAAUAUCGGGAUGCACCACCAAUAAAAACCAGGGUGCCACGGCAAGACGAAGAGAAGUUGCAACAGCGUUUGGCGCAAAACAGAAAAUUCAGUUCGACUCCUUCUUUGAGGAGCAACUCGAACACUUCUCUCAAGGAUAUUCGUUCAGAGGGUUUUGUUACAAGCUCACCGAAUGGUCAACCAAGGCUCAACAAGACCACGAGCCAGUCUACGAUACCCAGAGGUAAGAGUAAGACUCACGUUGUGCAAGGGGUUCCUCAAACAGCUGUGUGAAUUUUCGGUUUACGUUCACUUGGUUUUCAAAUCAAUUUUUGGUGUAUGGUGUGCGUGUAUUUCCACGUGUGCAGCAUUACUUCAAUUGCUGCAUCACAUAAUCAUAAGCUUACCGACCUCAGCCAUGCAAACAUUUCGAUAGACAGUUCACAAAAAGUGCACUUAUUGUUGCAUAACAUUCUCAGUACAUUCCUAAGUAUACUUUUGCCUAUGCAUAUAAUUAACGUACAAAGUAAUUACCAAGCACAUUCGUUUAACUGGAAAAAGCCCACCGUAUAAUUAAGAAAUUUUGUACUACUGCCAAUUGUAAUAAUUGCAAUAUUCGCUACUGCUCAUCUAGAGAUAGUCCCACAAAAGUGCAAAUUAUUUAUAGGUUUACAAUUAGCUGUAAGAAAGUGCCUACCAUUAAUUUUAUACGUCUUUGCGCGUUUUUUUUUUUUAGUAGAAUUAAGGAUAAUUAUGUGCCUUUAAUUAAUGCAACGCGUGAAUUUACUUUGUAUUUUACUUAAAUUGUACAUACCUGACCACUGACCAAACACGAACAUUUUGAUAUCAAAUUAUCACAAGGAUUUUAUACAAUAGUGAACUAAGUCCAAUCGGUACGAAUUAUGUGACCAAUCAUUGACGGUUAUGAUCUUUUAAAGAUCGUAUUGUAUAUGUACAAGAAUAUUGCUUAACACAGAACCGUCCGUAG